AAGAAGAAGAAAAAAAAAAGAAAAGAAAAGAAAAAAAGGGGAGGGGGGAAAGAGGGAGAGAGAAGGAGGGGAGGGGGAGAGAGAGCGAGCAGAAAAGCGCUGAACCUCUUAGAGCACGGAUCUCAAAGCUGCCUUCCUGCAAACAUACAACCAGCAGCAGCAGAAACCGCAGCAACUCCAACCCGCCGGGUUUCCCCCCCUUCUUUUUCUUCUUCUUCAACCCCCCCCAAACACCCUUCUCUUUCUCGCCUUCCCCCUCCUCCAAUUUGCAAGCUACAAAGCUGCCUUGGAGAAAACACACGCACACACGUACAGCACACACUCCCAGAGGAAGGGAGAGAGAUUACCAACCACUCGCUGUUCUUAAAUAUAUAUAUAUAUAUAUAUAUAUAACAAUCAUUCAGCUUUCAACAGAUUGGAGUUGGGGAGGACUCGGACGCUGCUUUGCUGGAAGAACUGAGCGAACUUUCAAAGCCGCUUUGGGAUUUACUUUUUUUUUUCCUUCCCCAGGACCACUUUCUGUCGAUUGCCUCCUUCUUGCCCUCUCCCCCGCCCCCCAUGUAUGAUACAUUAAGAGAAAGUGACUUGGGAUUGACGAAUCGGCCUCUUGUUCAUUGAGAAAAAAGCGACCAGGAACUCAACGUGUGUGAUUGCAAAGAAAAACUCGCCCCAUCUGGAAAAGGGUUUUUUUUUUAAAGAAACAAACAAACAAAAAACAGUCUAUCUUUUUGUGGCGCUUUUGUUUUGCUAUUUAUUAUCAUUUCUCCCUGGAGAAGAGAAAGGAAGGGGGAAAUCAACUUUGCUGUGGGUUUUUGUUUGGUGUGCUUGUUUGAAAGUUUCAAUGCUUCUCGCUUGCGAGCUGGACUGAAGUGAGCUUGGAACAGAAGAGCCGCUUCUGUUUCUCAUCUUCGUUUUUAUUUUCUUUUGGCUUUGGGGUUGGAUUUACUCGCCAACCGCAGGAAGAAGAGAAUCCGAGGGAAAAAAAGAAGGGAGGGAGGAGGGUUGGUGCAACGCAGCUUCCACGGAUUUCAGAUGUGUUCUAAGCUUCCUGGAGUGAUCACUCUUCAGGGUACUGAUGGAGACAAGAGCUCAGAAUGGCAGCGGGUCACAGCCCUUGCUACAGGGUCAGCAUGACAGUGGGAGGCAGUAUGGAGAAUCUGACCUGAGGGAUGUUCUGGCACAGCAAGUUCACGUCUUGUCCUUGGACCAGAUCAAGGCUAUCCGAAAUACAAAUGAGUACACGGAACCACCUACGGUGGCUCCGCGGCCAGGAGGCAAACCGACACCACGUCCACCUCUCCAGCACAAAAGUGAAAGGCCGCAUGGAUUGACUGAGCAGCGUCAUCUUAACAGGGUCCAGCCUUCCCUUGCAGCAUCCCGGGUACUGCUGUCUCAUUCCAUUAGCACAGUCAGCACUGGCUCCCGGAGCAGCACAAGGACAAGUACAAGCAGUAACUCAUCAGAGCAGAGACUUCUGGGAUCCUCUUUGGGGACAGUGGUGGACGGGAUAAUCCGAGUGCAACCCAAACCAGAGCUGAAGGCAAGUGAGCUGAAGCCCCCUAGCAAGGAAGAGUUGCAUCUGCAUGCCUACAGGUGUGAGGACUGUGGGAAAUGUAAGUGCAAGGAGUGCACUUAUCCACGAACCCUCCCAUCCUGUUGGAUCUGUGACAAGCAGUGUCUUUGCUCGGCCCAGAAUGUGGUUGAUUAUGGGACUUGCGUGUGCUGCGUGAAGGGACUUUUCUACCACUGCUCCAAUGAUGACGAGGACAACUGUGCCGACAACCCUUGCUCUUGCAGUCAAUCCCACUGCUGCACUCGAUGGUCCACCAUGGGGGUGAUGUCCCUUGUUCUGCCUUGUUUGUGGUGUUACCUGCCAGCCAAGGGUUGCCUUAAAUUGUGCCAGGGGUGUUAUGACCGGGUCAAUAGGCCUGGCUGCCGCUGUAAGCACUCCAACACAGUUUGCUGCAAAGUUCCCAAUGUCCCACCCAGGAACUUUGAAAAGCCAACAUAGCAUCACUAAUCCGGAAUCUGAAAAGUAAUAAGGAUUAUUCUUUUAACACCAUAUGCAGCCAACUAAAUGAGCUAUACUUGUGGCACUGUUUGUUAGGAGGAUUUGGGGAGCGGGGAGGGUACAUUGAGGUUUGCAGUGACCUGCUUUUCUUUUUGCAUGGGCCCACUUAAUGGAUAUGCUUGCUAGAAUCCACCUAAUGGAGCUCAGAAUGGGGAUACACUCUGCAGGACCCAAAUAUUGCAUAAGCUAAUGCAACUCAGACACUCCUAGGCAAUCUGUUGUGUGUGGUUGUGUGCGUGUUUGCACGCGUGUGUGUUUUAAAUGAAUAGUACAUUUGUAAAUUAGAAAACUACUUCAUCCCACUCCCAAUUAUUUUCUGCCAGAGAUGUGCUAUAUUUUUGUAUAUAGGAUAUUUUCAACUGUGAAAACACAAGUGUCAUAAGAAAUAUGGCACAGGUCACAAAAUAUUAUACUAAUAUGUUGUACAUUCAGAAGAAUGUGAAUCAAUCAGUAUGUUUUUAGAUUGUAUUUUGCCUUAUGGAAACCCUUCAAUUGCAGGACUCUGAUUUCCCCCCCUUUGGACUUCAUGUAUAUUGUACAGUUACAGUAAAAUUCAGUCUUUAUUUUCUAAUUUUUUUCAACAUAUUGUUUAGUGUAAAGAAUAUUUAUUUGAAGUUUUAUUAUUUUAUAAAAAAAGAAAUAUUUAUUUUAAGAGGCAUCUUACAAAUUUCACCCCUUUUUAUGAGGAUGCCACAGUUGCUGCAAAUAAGGGGUGAAAGAUACAUAUGUUCCCUAUAAAAUAGAAAAAUAUAUUAACGUUUGAAAUUAAA
Molecule: messenger RNA, 2841 nt
Organism: Hemicordylus capensis (graceful crag lizard)
Lineage: Eukaryota; Metazoa; Chordata; Lepidosauria; Squamata; Cordylidae
Gene: SPRY2
Product: sprouty RTK signaling antagonist 2
Exons: 2
Coding region: 1076-2011 (311 amino acids)
Biological process (GO): negative regulation of MAP kinase activity; negative regulation of Ras protein signal transduction; multicellular organism development
Cellular component (GO): membrane; cytosol
Source: RefSeq, a predicted model, not a curated record